Pelagomonas calceolata is the source of this 2993-nucleotide messenger RNA. NCBI's taxonomy places the organism in Eukaryota, Pelagophyceae, Pelagomonadales, Pelagomonadaceae. The record is from the annotation of a GenBank genome assembly.
CUCGAAUUAAGCCGCGCUGCGCACGCAGCGACGCAGGUGCCUGACAACUGGUACGAAACAGAAUCGCUGCUCUCAAGGCGAGCAUGCUCGCCCCAGCAAGAGUGGGGGGCCUCCGGGAGCGGCGCGAGAGCGAACGCAACAAGCUCCAGCCGCAGCGGUUCCUCAAACCGACGCCGCGGCCGGCACCGAUCCUCGAGGACGCCGCGGACACGCCGUCACUGGCCGUAGCGUUCGACAAGCUGGGCCUGCCCGACGCCGUGCGCUGCGCGGCGCGGUUCGGCUGCGACCGGCCGUACGCGUGGCAGUGGCAGGCGCUGCGGCAAGGCGUGGCCCACAAGAACUUGGUCUACAGCGCGCCGGCCUCGGGCGGCAAGACGCUGGUCGCGGAGGCGCUGCUCGCGCGCGCGCUGUGGCGCCACGACCACACGCCGCGCGUCGCGCUCUUCGUCGUGCCGAAGCGCGCGCUCGCGGACGAAAAGGCCGCCGAGCUGGCGCGCCACUUCUCGGGCGACGGGUCGUACGGCUGGCGCGUCCGCGUGUGCCACGGCGAGGCCGAGGACGCGCGGCGCGCGCGCGAAGGGUCGAAGGCGCGGAAGCCUCCCGCGCUGAUCGACGACGCGCGGUGCGACCUCGCCGCGUGCACGUGGGAAAGCGCGGCCCAGUUCCUCCAGGCGCUGCUGGAGAAGGGCGGCGUCGAGCUCGUUCGCGGACCGGCGUCCCGUGCUCGAAGAGGGGUUACCGUUCGAUACGCAGGCGCGGAAACGGCUCGCGUGCGUGUGCGUCGACGAGGUCCACGAGAUGGGGACGAACCGCGGCGCGACGCUCGAGAGCUUCCUCUGCAAGGUGGCGUGCGUCGGCGCGCCCGUGGUCGCGUGCACGGCGACGGCGUCGAACCUGGGGGCGCUGGCGGCGUGGCUGGGCGCGGGCCUCUACGAGACGGCCGAGUGCCCCACGACCGUCGCCAUCCACCUGGCCCUCGCGCCGCCGAUGCCGCGGCGAAUGAUGGCCCCAACCGAGGAGGUCGCGACGCGCGUCUGGGCCGAGGGCGGGGCGCGCGUCGACGAGCGCCGCCUGGCGGUCAUGGCGCCCGCGGACUACGACGUCGGCGACGCCGUCGUGGAUAAGCUGUGCCUCGACGACCCGCCGGGGCCGGUGAUGCUCUUCGUGGCUUCGCGGGCCGACGCGCGCGCCGCGGCGGUGCGGCUGGCCGAGCGGCGCUGGCGCGAGAGCGGCGCUCAAGAUCAAGAGAAGGCGGCGUGCCGCGCCGCGCUGGCCGAGCGGCUCCGGAGCGCGUCGCCGCCCGACGCCGCGCACGCCGCGGACCUGCGCGCGUGCUGCCGGCACGGCGUGCUUUUCCACCACGCGGGGCUCGCGGCCGCGGAGCGCGAAAUGGUCGAGGCCGCGUUCGCGCGCAAGGACUGCGACGUGCUCUGCUGCACCACGACGCUGGCCGUCGGCGUGCACCUGCCCGUGGCACGGGUCGUCGUCAAGGGCGGCGGCCAGCGGCGGACGGGCGCGGAGCUCCGCCAGAUGAUAGGACGAGCAGGCCGCGCCGGGUUUGGGACCAAGCGGGCGCCGGACGCGUGGAUCGUGUGCGCCGGCGGGAACGGCGAGCGCGGCGCGGUGGGUGCCGAGAAGCUGCUGGGCGCGGCGGCGCCGCCGAUCCUGAGCCGGCUCCGCAACGACGACGACGGACUGAGACGGCACGUCCUCGAGGCCGUCUCGGGCGGGCUGAUCGCGCGGCGCGAGGUCAUGGCGGCGUUCGACGGCGCGCUGGACGCGGGACUGCCCCUGCGGUGGCUCGCCGCGCGCGGGUUCCUGCGCCCGGGCGGUGCGAAUUGGAAAGAUCCGCCGGGAGAAGCGCCCUCUGUCUUGUUGGAUGAUACCUGGGAACCGACGCCGCUCGGCGCCGCGACGGUCGGCGCGGGGCUGGGACCGGCGGACGCCCUGGAGGUCGCCGCCGCGCUGCGCUGCCGCCACGGCGUCGACUACGGCGGCGUGGCUCCGGAGUACGCGUUGUUACAUCGGCUCUACCUCACGGCGCCGCUCCAGCAGAACGUGCUGGGGGGGUGGGCGCACUGGGCGGCGUUCGGGGACGCUCUCAAGGACGCGGGCAAGGGCGCGCGCGAAGUCUUCAAGCUAUGCGGCGGUUGCGAGGCGCACGUCGCGCGCCGCGCGCGAGGCUUAGCGGCGACGGCGGAGUCGGAGGCGAAAAACGUGCCGGGCACGCCCGACCGCGUCUGUCGACGGUUCGCGCUCGCGUUGCUGCUCCACGACCGCAUCGGUUUGGGCCCCGGGCAUCAUCAAGGUCCAGUCCAGCAAGAAGACGGAACGUGGGGAAGAAAUCAAACUUCGAGCGGCACGCCGAGCUUCGCCGCCGCGUUCGCCGCCCGCUACCGCGAACACGCCGGCCCGGACGCGUCGCUGACCAAGUGCGAGGGCGGCGACGUGGAUAAUUAUUCGCGCGACGCCGCCACGCUGGCGCGGCGCCUCGAGUACUUUUGCCGGAAGCUCGCGUGGCUUGAGGCCGCGCGCGCGUGCAAGAGCGCGCGCGGCCUGCUCGCGCGAGGCGCGCCCGACGAGCUCGUCCGGCUCAUGCGCGCGAGUCCGGGCAACAUCACCCGCGCGCGCGCCCGCGCGCUGCACGACGUGGGCUUCGAGAGCGCCGCGGACCUGGCGGAGGCGGACGCGACCGACAUAUCGGCUGCCCUGUACGACGCGGCGGCGUUCGACCCGAGCGCGGCGUUCGCCGACGCGGCCGCGGCGCGCCUGGCCGCGUGUAUUAUCGCCGACGCGACGAAGACCGCGGCGCGCGAGGCCGCGCUGCCGGUUGAUGACUCAGGCGGCGGCGACGACGACGACGACGAGUCCGCCGCCCGCGACUCCGACGAAGACUCCGCACCCGACCCCGACCUGCCAGAGGCCUCGGACAGCGACUCCAUGGACGGACUUUAGUUGUUCCUCGAACUUUGUGUGUAACUUUUGUCAAGUUA